Erinaceus europaeus (western European hedgehog) is the source of this 973-nucleotide messenger RNA. RefSeq names its product radial spoke head component 9 (gene RSPH9). The transcript has 5 exons. Lineage: Eukaryota; Metazoa; Chordata; Mammalia; Eulipotyphla; Erinaceidae. The record is from RefSeq and is a predicted model, not a curated record. Gene Ontology annotation, biological process: motile cilium assembly; axoneme assembly; cilium movement involved in cell motility. Gene Ontology annotation, cellular component: axoneme. The coding region runs from base 84 to 914 and encodes 276 amino acids.
CUGCUCAAGGCGGGCGGGGCUCCGGUCUCCACGGAGACGGCCGCGCGGAGCAGGCAGCAGGCGGGCGUUGAGGCAGUGGGGCCAUGGACUCCGAGAGCCUCCUUCUGUCGCUGGAGCUGGCGUCUGGCAGCGGGCAGGGCCUCAGCCCCGACCGGCGGGCCUCGCUGCUCACCUCCCUCACGCUGGUGAAGCGCGACUACCGCUACGACCGGGUGCUCUUCUGGGGCCGCAUCCUCGGCAUCGUGGCCGAUUACUACAUCGCGCAGGGCCUGAGCGCCGACCAGCUCGCCCCGCGCAAGACGCUGUACAGCCUGAACUGCAUGGAGUGGAGCCUCUUGCCCCCUGCCACUGAGGAGAUGAUGACACAGACCUCUGUGGUGAAGGGCCGCUUCAUGGGGGACCCCUCCCAUGAGUACGAGCACACUGAGAUGCAGAAGGUGAAUGAUGGUGAAAAAGUCUUCGAUGAAGAAGUUGUGGUCCAGAUCAAGGAAGAAAGCCGCUUGGUGUCCAUCAUUGACCAGAUUGACAAGGCUGUGGCUGUCAUCCCCCGUGGUGCCCUCUAUAAGACCCCUUUUGGACCUAUUCAUGUCAACCGGACCUUUGAAGGACUCUCUUUGUCUGAAGCCAAGAAGCUCAGUUCCUACUUCCACUUCAGGGAGCCUAUUGAGCUGAAGAACAAGACCUUGCUUGAGAAGGCUGAUAUGGACCCCUCGCUGGACUUCCUGGACUCCUUGGAGUAUGACAUCCCUAAAGGCUCCUGGAGCAUGCAGAUGGAGAGGGGCAACACGCUGGUGGUGCUGCGCAGCCUGCUCUGGCCAGGCCUCACCUUCUUCCACGCUCCCCACACCAAGAACUGUGGCUACAUCUACGUGGGCACUGGUGAGAAGAACAUAGACUUACCCUUCAUGCUGUAGGGGAGUGGGGAGCCCUGGGAUUUUCUCUAUGUAGUCUAAACUUUAUUUUCACAAACUUC